ACCUUUUUUUUUUAAUGCGAAUGCGAUUGAAUUUAUCUUUCAAUUUUAAUUCUUGAUUAGAGAAUGGUUUUCUUUACACGAAGACAGUCUUCUCUCUUUGUGUUCAUUAAUCAAGAAUUCCCGUACAACGCCAAAAUGAAAAGUAUAAACGCAUGCCACCCGUUCGACAAAAUGCCCGGUCUAAAUGCCACGUUGAUCCAUUUUCCCCCAACUGUCUCUUGACCUUUGACAAUAAUUCUCAUCAUCAUCUCCACGAAACAGACUACUCUACAGUAUUAUUUUAGGAUCAAAAUUCAACCCCCUCUCAAAGUAUCCAAUCCCAUGUUGUAUGGACUCUUUGCCAGCCUCUGCUUUUCUCUUUCUUAAUCAAAAUCUUGUUUUUCUCUUUGGUGGGUUUCGCUCGUGCUCAUUUGCUGGUUUCUUGUUUCUGAUACAUAUUCUGACAACCUGCAAUCCCUUUGAAGAUCUUCAUUCCCAAUUUUUUCUUUCAGUGGAAGUGCCAAUUGAAUAAACAAAACCCGUUUUUUUCCGCUCCUAAUUCUAACAAUGGAAAAGAAGCAGAAGAAAUUCCUCACAGUGGCACCGUUUGAGUGUGCGUGGCGAGAUGAUUUGAGAUUCAGAGAAGCAGGUAGAGGCUGUGUAGCUUUCGACGCCUUUGCACACAACGACGUAACAGUUGUCUUCCGCGAAAAAACGGGCAGUCAGCAUUAUCAUUACAAAAGAGACAACAGCCCUCAUUACACAGUAAUUAUCGGUAGCCACAGAAAUAAAAGAUUAAAUAUCGAAGUCGACGGAAAAACAGUGGUGGAUGUUACAGGUGUCGAUCUUUACUGCUCUUCCACAUUUCAGAGUUAUUGGAUCAGCAUAUACGAUGGCCUAAUAAGCAUCGGAAAAGGGAGAUACCCUUUUCAAAACCUCGUUUUCCAAUGGCUCGAUUCGAACCCAAAUUGCAGCGUUCAAUAUGUUGGGCUUAGCAGUUGGGAUAGGCAUGUUGGGUAUAGGAAUAUUAAUGUGCUUCCACUUACGCAGAACCAUGUUUCUUUGUGGAAGCACAUUGACUGUGGCGAAAGUAAUGGCACAGAAGAUGCUGAUGAAGAGAUGGAAGAAGAUAUUGGAGAGUACGAAAAUUGGGGGCUCAAGAAUUUUUUGGAGAGUUGGGAAUUGUCGGAUGUGUGCUUUGUUGUUGGAAGUGAGGAAAGGGCAGUUCCCGCACAUAAAGUUAUAUUGGCUGCUUCGGGAAAUUUCGGUUUUGGUCAGUCGGGGAAAGAUUUUAUUCACCUCGAAGAUGAUUGUUAUCCGAUACUUCAUGCACUUCUUGAGUACAUAUACACAGGCACCACCAAGGUUCCAGAGUUGCAUCUCAGUUCUUUAAAAUCUCUGAGCUUACAGUUCGAAGUAAAUACGUUGGCUAAGCAGUGUGAAGAAAUGAUGGAGAGAUUUAAACUCAAUAAGAAACUUUUUGACUCGGGAAAAAGUGUAGAGAUAUCAUACCCAAGCGCUCGGCUCAACUGCUGCACGGUUUUUCUGAACAAAUUACCCAUUGAUGUUAAGAGGCUCAAUAGUUUCCGACUCACUGGAGACUACAGCGAUGUAGAUAUUUAUAUUGAAGGCCAUGGUCAAAUUGCAAAAUCACACAGAAUCAUUCUUGGCAUAUGGAGUGCUCCUUUUACAAAGAUGUUCACGAAUGGAAUGACUGAAAGUAUUGCCUCGAAAGUCUGCUUGAAAGAUGUCUGCUUUGAAGCAUUUAAUAUUAUGCUCGAUUUCAUGUACUGUGGAGAAGUUAACAACACUAUGGAUAUCGACACAUUGCUACUUCAGCUUCUUUUGCUGGCAGAUCAGUUUGGGGUUUCUCUUCUUCAUCGGGAAUGUUGCAAAAGGCUUUUAGAACACUUAUCUGAGGAUUCAGUCUGCCAAAUUUUGCUAGUGAUUUCAUCCAUUCCUUCGUGUAAAUUAAUCGAAGAAACAUGUGAGAGGAAGUUUUCGAUGCAUUUUGAUUAUUGUACAACCGCAAGCAUCGACUUUGUCACGUUAGACGAAACAACAUUCGGGAAUAUUCUCCAGCAUCCAGAUUUGACAGUUACUUCUGAAGAACGAGUUCUCAAUGCGAUCUUACUUUGGUGCUGCAAAGCGCAAGAGUUGUUUGGAUGGGACAGAGUAGAUGAAAUUCUGCUAAGUUCACCACCAGAGCUUGUUUUCGGCGAAAGGCUUAACUCGCUUAAAGAAUUUCUAAGUUUUGUUCGGUUCCCAUUACUUCCUUAUCCGGUUCUUCAAAAGUUGGAGCGAAGCAACCUUAGCAUGUGCAUUCCUACAUUCUGUCAAUUGGUGAAAGAAGCCAUUGGUUUUCUCGAAUUUGGAUCUUCUGCUCAUGAGAAAGACUUAAAUAAAUUCCAGCACAGGAGAUCGAGUUUUAAGGAACUCCAGUACAUAUGUGAUGGAGAUAGCAACGGGGUAUUGUACUUUGCAGGUACAUCCUACGGUGAACAUCAGUGGGUAAAUCCCGUCUUAUCUAAGAAAGUAAUAAUUACCGCAAGCAGUCCGUUUUCCAGAUUCACCGAUCCUAAGGUUUUGGUCUCCAGGAGUUACCUGGGAACAUCUUUUGCGGGCCCUCGUAUGGAGAACGGGAGAAACACUGCAUGGUGGAUGGUUGACAUUGGCCAUAGUCAUCAGUUGAUGUGCAACCAUUAUACACUUAGACAAGACGGGUCGAGGGCUUUCAUGCGGAACUGGAAUUUUCAGGGUUCAAUGGACGGAAACAAUUGGACGAACUUGAGAGUACACGAGAAUGAUGAAACGAUGAGCAAGCCCGGUCAAUUUGCAUCUUGGCCCGUUGUGGGGCCCACCGCCCUUCUUCCGUUCAGAUUCUUUCGAGUUGUUCUGGUGGCUCCUACGACUGAUGCCACUAAUCCUUGGAGCCUUUGCAUAUGCUUCUUAGAGCUCUACGGUUACUUCCGUUGACUUUUUAAGUUUGUGUUACGACUAAUGUUUUGGGCCUGUGAUGGCUUUUCUUCAAUAAUGUACAGUCUCCUGUGUAUUUGAUUUCUCUUUUAAGUUGUGUUGUAUCGUAUAUUUGUUAUAUGAGUGGUGGUUAUAAUUACCCAAAUAAAAUGGGUUUUUUCGUAAUUUCAGCUUAUUUCAUGGGAUGACCGUAAUUUACACUGUAUAAUAAUUGUGUUUGAAUCAAUAAUAAUAAAUUUGUUUUUUUU
Molecule: messenger RNA, 3203 nt
Organism: Erythranthe guttata (spotted monkey flower)
Lineage: Eukaryota; Viridiplantae; Streptophyta; Magnoliopsida; Lamiales; Phrymaceae
Product: BTB/POZ domain-containing protein
Molecular function (GO): protein binding
Source: RefSeq, a predicted model, not a curated record